This is a messenger RNA of Microthlaspi erraticum, 759 nucleotides long. Lineage: Eukaryota; Viridiplantae; Streptophyta; Magnoliopsida; Brassicales; Brassicaceae. The record is from the annotation of a GenBank genome assembly.
AUGGCGUUGGCAUCGGAAUCGACUCAACUCUCCACCUCCUCCACAUUAUCACUUUUCACAAAAGUCAUCAAUUUUCCGAUGAGUAGUACUAGUCCUCCGACGUUCGUCUGCGAUUUCGCCGACGACGAGUUGCCUAGCGAGGACUGGCCGGAGAUGGAGUUCCGGUCACCGGAGGACAAGGACCAGGCUUGGUACGGAGUGGAGCCGUGGGAUAUGUGCGACUCCUUGGUGGUUAGCUUCAACGAAUUCCCCUGCGCUUACGACGAGGUCUAUUCUCCGGAAGACUUCAAGAACUCCGACGAGCUCAAAGAGUUCGAAGAGAGGUUCCGACCUACUUCAGUUCAGAUGCAAGACAGCCAGUGCCCGACUGUCAACGAAGGCACGAAAGUCUGCGCCACGUGUCCUUCCGUCACCGGAGAAGUCAAGUUCUACGACGCCAUCGUCGUUGCGGUGGAGAGGACGGAGCAUGGUCGGGAUGAGGAAGGGAGCGAAGUCUGUGGUUGCAAUUUCAAGGUUUUUUGGAACCAAGGUCCUUGUGCGAACCUGGUUACAUCUGCAAAAGUUGGAGACAUCUGUCUUAAACGGGAGGAUGGUCGAAUGCAUCCUAAGGUGGUCUCUUUCUUCAAAGAAGCUAGAAGGCAGCUUCAUGGAGGAUCUUCCCAAGGGGAAGAGACAGAGUGGCAAAAGAUGUUGAAGAGGGUCAAUGCUGCUGUUCAAAACUACAACAUAAGUUCCUCUGUUCCAGAUAAUCUCGGUUAG